AUGGCGUCCGCCAGGCGUUCAUCUUUCAGCUCGCUCUCUUCCGGCCGGGACUCGAAUACUUCCUCCCGGUCUCCUCUCAUCGGCGGCGAUAACGACGUCGACGGGACUUCGAACUCGCACCUCAUCCUCGUCCACGACGACUCCGAAGAACUAUCCAACAUUCACUUUGACUUUUCCUCAGACGACGAUGACGACCUCUCCGACGCACUUUCCUCCCAACUCGACCGCAUCAAAGCGUCAUCCAUCCCGCCUCUCCCAUCCACCCUCGUCCUCCUCUACCUCCUAUCUCCCCUCCUCAGGCUCGGACCAAUGCUCAUCCCGAGCGCCGACAUACCUCUGAAGUACUCCAUACCUGCCGUACUAGUCUUCGCACUCUUCGCGCUCUUGUCGCGACAGCUGUGGUACAUGCUUGCGAAAUAUGUACGCAAGGCGGAUCUGGAGGAGGUUGUGCUGGAUGCGUUUGCGAGAGGGAGGGGGAGCUCGAAGGAGGGGAAGAGGAGGGUGCUUAGAGCGGGCGUGAGGGUUGUAGGAGCGGCUUUUGCAUGCAUUCUAGCGACGGUUUACCUACGUCAAUCUGUCGACGUGAUACUCCCAUUACUACCGCCGAAAGUGUUACUACUGCCCUCACGCAUCGUCGUAACUCUGGUGGGAGCCCUUAUUGCACUUCCGUUUUGCAUGUGUCCUUCGCUCGCGGCAAAACCUGUCGUUUAUGCAACCUGGGCGUCGAUCGCGAGUUACAUCGUUUGGUUUGGAUUUGUGGCGGUUGCGCAUGGGCAGGGUACGCUCGUCGUGAACCAAGGAUGGUCAGAGACGGGAAAGUUGUGGCAUGGAAUUAACGUUAUCGCGUUUGGUUUUGGAUCGUCUUGGACAUUGCCCCUCUAUGCAUCUUUGAAAGGCACUUCGACUCUCUCAACUUCAGCAACGAAGAAGAACCGUCACUCGUUUCAAUUGUUAUCGCUUAUUUCUAUCGGACUUGCCGUGGCCCUCACCCUCCCUCUUUGCUUUUUUGCUGUGAAUGUUACUUCUCCCGUAAGUUCCUCUCAGGAAGAUCCACUACCUUCACCCAAUUCUAUCAUCUCCGUCAUGAAUGCUGCCACACUAUUCCUCAGCAUCCCUCCGAUUUUGUUGACCGUUCCGCAAUUGCCUGCGCCCGGUUCCAUUCGCCGUCUAACACAGAAUCUCCCGAUGAUGUCGAAGGGACUCGUAUAUUUGCUUGUUGUUUUACUUUCUCUGCUGCUUGGCGGGUCCGCUUCGGCCGUCAUCAGCGAUGUUCUCAUCGUUCUCGCGCUUGUAGGAUCAUAUAUCGUGCCAUCUCUCAUCCACAUCACCGUCCAUCACUUCAAAAGGCCGCUCUCGAUCGUCCUUCCCCAGGGUCCCUCAAACGGCAACGGCAACGGAACGCCUCGACCUCAAUCGCAUAUGGCAGAUCCAGCGGACGAGCUAUUGCAGAGGAAAGAAAGGACGUUGCAGAGGAGACGCCUCGGGCGAAGACUGGCGUUCGAUGUGCUGGCUUGGGUGGUGGUGCUGCCCGUGGGUGGCGGUGGCGCGGCGUGGGCCGUAGGACGAUUGCUCGGGCACUGGUAG
This is a messenger RNA of Stereum hirsutum FP-91666 SS1, 1584 nucleotides long. RefSeq lists its product as uncharacterized. Bases 1 to 1584 code for a protein of 527 amino acids. The transcript is spliced from 5 exons. Lineage: Eukaryota; Fungi; Basidiomycota; Agaricomycetes; Russulales; Stereaceae. The record is from RefSeq and is a predicted model, not a curated record.